Messenger RNA from Thecamonas trahens ATCC 50062, 5021 nucleotides. RefSeq lists its product as uncharacterized. Lineage: Eukaryota; Apusomonadida; Apusomonadidae. Bases 197 to 4912 code for a protein of 1571 amino acids. The record is from RefSeq and is a predicted model, not a curated record. The transcript is spliced from 2 exons.
UACCCCACCUUUACACUCAUUCAUCUCCUUCACUCCACCCCUCCUCUUGUCCCUCCUCUCCUUUCCCUCACUUCCAUCCCCAACGCCUCCACGCCCGUCCCGUGCGCUUCGCAAGCGACGCGUGCUUCCGGUCACGCACGCGCCGAGGCAAGGCAAUCCCUCCCCCUCCCCCUCCUCCCUCCAAAAAGUGCGCACCAUGUCUGCCCUUGCUCGUCGUCGUACACAUCUCAACCUGCUCGUCGUUCUGGCACUCGCCCUCGUGACAAGAACCGCCUCGGGUGCACUCGUCGCACGAUGGACCGCUCCAUCUGGUCCGAUCAACGACCCCAUCACCACAUGGAUCGACUCAGUGUCCGGCAUCCCGUUCUCUGCACCAGGCCUUGGCACUACUCCAGCCAUUCUCCGCAAUGUCUCCUUCCCAGGCUCAACAGUCAUCAGCGCGUUGCACUUUACAGGACCGGCGGCAUGCAACAAAAUGUUCAUGGUGCCGGGCGACAACCCGCUGGCCGGAAAGUCAGCCAUCACCUUUUCCAUCGUCUUUUCCACAAACACCGGCAACAACGGUCCGCCGCCGGCUCAGUGGCAUGCACGCGGACACAUCAUCUCCAACGAUGCCUGUGGAUACUGUGGCGAUUGGGGCAUGUCGAUGGGUGGCGGAUAUCUCGCCACUGGCAUCGGCCGCUCUGGAUCAGGUGAAAUGGAGUUUCGCUCAACAGACAUCCCGGCCUACCGUGUCGAUGACACCGCCGUCCACGUGGCGUCAUACUCGAUCAACCUCGACAACGGGGACGGCGGCUCCGACUAUAUUUUCAAGAUCGACAUGCUCAACGCUGCCUCGGUCUUCAACGACUCAUACGUCGGCAUCACAGACUCGGUUUGGAACGUGACCCUCGGUGGCAACGCCUUUACCGCCAUCGACACCUUUCGCUGCUUUGAAGGCCUCCUGUUCGGCGUCAUCAUGCACGACCACGCCUUGACCGAGCCCGAGCUCGACACGCUCCACUCAUCCGUGCUAGAUAUACUCCCUACGCCAUACCUGAGCGGCUCGCCAUUCUCGGCAUCGACGCCAAAGGCCGGUGGCAGCAAGCUUGUCACCAUCAGCAUCGUCAACAGUGCUGGACCAGGUGCCCAUGGCCCGCUCUCGCUUAUUCUGCAAGUUGUCGAUCCAGCCACAGGCGACCUGGUUGGCGCCCCGCAACCAGCCAUCCUCUCCGGAAACGGCAAUGCUGUAGUAGUCAUCCCCUCGCGCGUCGGCUACUUUGAAGUCGUGGCCUCGGUCAACCCCGCGUUUCCGCCGGCCGCAUUUGUGUACAAGCCCAACGGUACUAUCACCGGCAUGCACGCCAUCUUUGACUCGCUCCCGCUGACCAAGACAACGCCGGAAAACGCCCCAUUCACCUUUACUCUCAUUGGCGCCGCGCCGUCUGGCGAUCUUGUCAUCGACGCGUCCACCACUUGCGCCGGUCCACUGGCGUGGGCCCGGACGUCGGCCACCGAGUUCGAGGUCACUCUCCCGCCGCAGGACUACGAGGCCGCCUCAACCUGCUCGGUCUUUGUCCAGCACCACACCAUGCCCAACAUCCAAGAGCUGACCAUCGCCAUCACCGAUGUCAACGACCUGCCCACGGCUGCCGACGCCCAGCUUGUCUUCAAGUCGGAGGCGCAGUACGCAAGUGGCGUGGUCGACUUUGCGCUGCCGGGGGCAGACGUCGACGCCGGCUCGGUGCUGGUGUACUCGAUCACGAGCCUUCCUGCCAUCGCCGCCAUUGCGCUUCCCGGCACGACGACACCGCUCGACGAGGAAGACUUGCCCGUUGUGCUCCCUGGUAGCGUUGCGCCCAUCUUUCUCAAGCGCGGCAUCUACAACGACUCGUUUACAUGGGCAGUCGAUUCGUCCGGCGAUGGCGCUGCGGCUCGAGUGCGACUCCUAAUCGACGUGCCGUGCGACAACGGGCGGACGCCGACGAACGACGACGGCACUUGCAUCUGCCCCUCGGGCUUUUUCGUCAACAUCACCGAUGGGUGCGAGUCGUGCCGCGAGGGCACGUUCUACACAUACCAGGCCGUGGCCGAUCCGUGCGACCCUUGCCCGGUCGGCGGGUACUGCGCCGGAGGCCUGACAGUUCCGGUCCCCGACAACGGCUUUGGCUACGGCGAUGACAAGGCCAACUCAACCAACUUUGUGCCGUGCCGCCCGCCGGCGGUCUGCGUCCGCGGCGGCAACUGCCGCGCGGGCUCGAUCGGCUUCCUCUGCUCCGACUGCGUCCCCGGGUUCUACAAGGACAAGGGCCUGUGCGAGCCAUGCCCGUCGACGGCGCCGAUCCUCCUCACCGUUCUCUUUCUGCUCAUGGUUGCACUCGCGGUGCUUCUUGUCAAGCUCGCCCGCAAGUCGGCCGCCUACUUUACCGGCAUGGCUGUCGGCUUCAACUUUGUGCAGGUCCUCGCCAUCAUCGGCGAGUUUGACCUCAAGUGGCCCGGCUUUGUGCAGGCCACUUUUCGCGCGCUCUCGGUCUUUGCCUUCAACAUCAACGUCUUUCAGCCCGAAUGCGCCUUUGCCGGCGGUGCCGUCGACUACUUUCCCAUCUGGCUCUUCAAGCUCUCGAUCCCGUUCAUGUUUCUGGUCCUGUUUGGCGGCUUUCUCAUUUGCCUCACUCUCUACAAGCGAGUUCGCGCCUCGAUCUCCGAGGUGCAACACCCAUGGCUGGCCAAGCUCCCGCUCGUCACCCGCGCCACUGCCGUCCUUCUCCGCAACGCCUCGAUCAAUGCUUUUGUCACCGUCCUCAUGAUGUGCUACCUCGUCUUGCUCUCGGUCACCUUUGAGGUCUUCGAUUGCGUCUCGGGUGCCAUGGUCAAGGCGCCCGACGUCGUCUGCGGUUCGCGCGAGUGGCGCAAGUACCUGGCAGUCGGUCUCAGCGCCAUGGUCUUGUACGGCAUCGGCAUUCCGCUGCUCUUCUCCACCAUCCUGUACUGGCACCGCCUCUCUCUCUUCCAAGAGCUUACUAUUGUCAAGUUUGGCCUCCUCUACCGCCGCUAUCGCCCGCAGUGGUACGGGUGGGAGGUUAUUAUCCUCGCUCGCAAGCUCGGCGUUGUGGUCGGCAUUCUUGUCUUUAACUCGGUUCUGCCGCAAGCGCUCAUCGCCCUGUUUUCGCUCAUCGGCGGCCUCAUCGCACAGAUCCUGGUCAAGCCGUACCUCACCACCCGUGUCAACAAUCUGGAAAUCAUCCACCUGGCCUGCUCGGCCUUUGUUGUCGCCUGCGGCCUCAUCUUGUUCGGCACGUCCAAGUCGGGCGACGAGGCCGGAACCACCUUUGUGGGCGUUCUGGUUGUCCUUGUCAUUGCCGCCAACGUGUGUUUCAUCGGUUUGGUCGUCUUUCUAGAGCUCCGCUACCAGUAUCGCCGCAUCCAGCGUGGCGUGCAGGCCGGCUUUGCCUCGGAUGAGGUCGUCCUCGACGAGCGGUUCUUCAAGCUCGGCUUCCGGGUCCGGCACCACGAGCGCAAUCUGCUGGGUACGGUAUCAUCGCUUGCUCUCUCGUCGGCGCCCGGGAUCCAGCUCCGGGCCGAGCUGUGCGACGGCAACGGAGCGCUGCUCUCGGCCUUUGACGGGCGCUCAACAACUAUGGUGCAGACCGACGGCACGCUGCACAACAUUGUGAGUGUGUUUACCCGGGUCGGUCGCUUCCAACUCAAGAUCUUUGCCUGGAGCCUGGACGAGGAGAUGUACCUCGCCAACUCGGUGUAUGACGAGCACAAGAUCGCGUCGACCGCGUCCACGCCAGACCUGCUCAACGAGGCGCAGCCGAUGCCGGCGGCAACGGCCCAAGCCGACUCGCGCUCGCUCCUCGAUGUGCUGACGUGCCAGGAGCGGUCGACAAUCCGUAAGCCCAUCAUGUCGUACCACAUGAACUGCGAUGCGCCGCCGCAGGCUGUUGUCCAGUUUGCGCUUCGCUCGCCGCGAAUGGUGGACGAGUCUGGCGUUGUCCUCUACCCGCGCUUCUAUGAGCUCUCGCGGUUCAUCCCACACCAGUUCUCCAUCCGCGUCCCGCACGCGGUUGGCCUCGUUGUUGCCGCCUCGGAGCCACGGCUCCUUUCCGACGGCGUUGAGCUCCAACGCAACGACGAUGACGGGGGCAUCUUCUCGGGCUCGGUGGCGUUCACCGAUCCAGGCCCGGUCCAUGUCUGGGGCCAAUACCUCGUGCCAGCCGCGCAGGUCGGCGAAAACGAGCUGCCAUGCACGUUUGCCAAGCUCGUCUCGUACGAGGUUCUCGAAGGUCGGGUCGGCUGGGAAGACAUCGACAACGAGGACGCGCGCAUCAUUGACCGGCUGUGUGAGGGCAACAACGUCGAGAUGCACGCCGUUCUCGAGGCCGACCUCUCCACCACCGAUCCUCCCAUUCUCGCAGAGCUCUUCCACGCCAAGCGCGGCCUCCUCUAUCUGCCCAAGACCCAGUCGCUGCCGUUUGCCUCUGGCGGCGUACACCUCGAGCUCCGCCUGCCAUCUGCGGUCGACAUCCGACUUGCAGUCGAGCGACCGACUACCGAUGCCGACGGCGUGCCGUUUUUCCGCCGUGCUGACGGCGUCCAGAUUGCCGACGCCACGUGGGAACAGCUCGGCGGCGUCCAGUCCGGUACUGCCGUCUGCGUCUGGGCCGCCUUUGCCGAUCUCGUCGGCUAUGCCGACUCACCAAGUCCCCGUGCGCCCGAGCCCCCCGCAUGGGCCUUGCCAUCCUCGAAGGCGCCAACACUUCGCAAGACUCGCUGCUGGCGCCGGCGCUCGACCCGCCCGCACCUGCGGCUGCAGAUGCGCCUGCCCCCGUGCUCCCGCCCGCGUCGGUCCCCGAGACGCGCUCCCGGCACGCCUCGUCGCAAGUCUUUGGCUCAUCCAAGCCCGAAAUUUCCGGCUAUGUCGAGAUGAUCCGGUUCCGCGUGGUGUAGCCCGACACAGAAAGUGGAAACGCCGCGUGCGCCGAGCUCGAGACCAGCCGGGCGCCGGUGCAGACUCGGCAGCCGAGCAGAGAGAGAAG